AUGGGUUCCCACUGCACCAAACUCAGCACCAGCCACAGUUCGGGCCAGAGCACUGGCCACAGCCGCCGCCGGGAGUCCUCCCUGAAAAAGCUCGUGGCCUGUGUGAGUCAGGACAACUUCUCCCUGUCAUCAGAGAGUGAGGAGGAGGAAGAGGAGGAGGAGGAAGAGGAGGAAGAGGAAGAGGAGGAGGAGGAAGAGGAAGGGGAAGAGGAGGAGGAACAGCAGCAGCUCCGGGUGCAAGACAAGCUGCUCCUGAUGGAGCCCGUGCAGCCGGAGGAGGACUUGGAAGACAAACCCGCGGCCCCGCCAAGCUCCGAGCCCGAGGAGACGCGCUCCUGACCCACGACGCCUGCCCUGCGGAAGAUGCCUGCCGCUGCU
Jaculus jaculus (lesser Egyptian jerboa) is the source of this 378-nucleotide messenger RNA. It is a transcript of the gene Prm3, whose product is annotated as protamine 3. Gene Ontology annotation, cellular component: cytoplasm. The transcript has a single exon. NCBI's taxonomy places the organism in Eukaryota, Metazoa, Chordata, Mammalia, Rodentia, Dipodidae. Gene Ontology annotation, biological process: flagellated sperm motility. The record is from RefSeq and is a predicted model, not a curated record. The coding region runs from base 1 to 339 and encodes 112 amino acids.